Hydra vulgaris (swiftwater hydra) is the source of this 24055-nucleotide messenger RNA. NCBI's taxonomy places the organism in Eukaryota, Metazoa, Cnidaria, Hydrozoa, Anthoathecata, Hydridae. The record is from RefSeq and is a predicted model, not a curated record.
UCAAGAUGAAUAUAUUAACAAUCUGAGUGAUAUUUUUUAGAACUUGCAAAAUGAAGAACGAGUGGCUACAAAGAUUGCUUCAAACGUUUUUGUUUAUUUUCAUUUUAAAAGGAUUUUCUUUAUCUAAAAAAUGUAACUUUCCUGUUGACAUUGUUUUUGUUUUGGAUGGUUCAGAAAGGAUUUCUUCAGAGUUUAGUAAUCAAAUAGGUUAUGUAAUAAGUAUUAUUGAAGCUGCUGGUGGAAUAUCAAAAACAGGCUUACAUGCUAGCGUUGUGAUUGUAGAAGCAAAUCCAAAAAUUCAAAUUCCACUCAAUGCCCAUGAUAAUACUUUAUCAUUUGAAAAUAAUCUGUAUAAGCUAGAACAUACCUAUGAAUCAAGUCGAAUUGAUGCUUCACUUCUUGAAGCAGAGAACUCAUUUAUUACAGGAUCAAGGAAAGGAGCAUUACCUGUGUUAAUUCUGUUGACUGAUGGUCAUCAUCAUGAUAGUUAUACUUAUCCAACAACUGUUAUGAAAAGACUUAUGUUGAAAGGUAUUAUACCUUACAUUGUUGUUGUUGGUACAGAUUUUAACAUGAAUAACUUAGAAAACUUGAUUGGUAAAGAUUCUAACGAUUUACAGAAUAAAGAAGUACAACAUAUAUUUCAACCACACGAACAAAUUUCUUUUAAUGCAGAUAUUUCACAUAGUAUUUGCAAUAGUUUUAUAUGGAAAAUGGGCGAAAAGCUAUCUAAGUUUAAGAUUGGGUUUGUGGUUGAUCGAACUGCUGGUUUUAAAGAUAGUGAAAAAUAUCUGGAAAACCAAGUUAAUUUUGUAAAAUAUAUUUAUACUAAGUUUGCUUUUGAAAAGCAGGAUUUGUUUUCAUAUGGUUUCUAUGAUGGUAAUUCGAGGUUCAAUAAAUAUUUUAGUGAAUUUCAAAAAAAUAGCUUUUUACAAAUACAUCAUGAUAACUUUAAAGAACUGCUUGGCUCAGUGCAUAAAUCAUUUUUGGGUCAAACAAAUGAUGAUCUCAAAAAAAUCUUGGUAAUUUUUUGGGGGUCUUUGGAUAAGGAAACCGUUAAGGACGAACUUGAUGCUUUUAAAUCUGCUGGUAUUGUUGUUUUUAUAAUUACAACAUUAGAUGGUCCAUCAAAAGAAGCAAUGAUUUUUAAUGGGGGAAAACUUUUCAAUCAAGUUAAUGAUGCUAACACUAGAAUGGAAGUUGUUGGAAAGAUAUACGAUGGCAUUCUUGCAAGAACAAACUUGUUUGAUACAAAUGAAUGUAAAUCAGUUAUUGAUCUGAUGUUUCUUGUUGAUACAUCUGGAAGUAUGUCAAAGCAUUAUAUAGAUUUAUUAAAAGUUUUAAAAAGAAUUGUAGCAGAGUUUCAAAUUAGCCAACAUGGAAGUCAUGCAGCUGUUUUAUCAUUUAAUAGCUAUGGAUCCAGUGUUAUUAACUUUAAUAAGUAUUUCGAUAAUGGAAUGUUCAAUCAAGCAUUAGAUGAGAUUCCUGGACCAAAAGGUCUGAUAGACAUGAAUGCUGCACUUACUGAAGUUCUUAAUAAACUAAUCAAGUCAAAUGAAUCACGAAGCUUAGUGGCUAAAGUCUUAUUUAUUUUUACAGAUGGUUUUCAAGUUGGAGGUAGUUUUGAAAAAAUUGUUGAUCAGAUAUCUAAUUUAGGAGUUAAGAUAUUUGUCAUUGCGUAUGAUGGUGAUAUAAAUUAUGCUACUAUUAAUAAGCUUCUCCGUGAACCUAAUAAUUUUUUUCAAAUUUCAAAAGAUACAGAAUUUUUAACAGAAUCAAUUGCAGAAAAAGCAUGCAAUCAAGCAGCUUUAUAUUCUGAUGGCUUUUCAAAGGCUUUUGAUAUAUUUUUUAUUUUUGAUGGUUCACUUGGAACAGUACAAAAAGAUUUAGCCAUUAUGUUUGUGAAGUUAUUCAAAAGUGAAGUCAAGUUUGGUGCAAUGGUAUCACAAAAUAGUUCUUAUGUACCUUUUACAUUUGCUGAUACAUUUACAAAUAAAGAAUAUAUUAAUGCAAUAAAUGACAUUGAAUUGAGAGCUGGGAAUAGUGAUUUGUUGUUAGCUAUGAGAGAAUCAAGACUUAACUUUUUUAGGAAAGGAUUUGGGGCAAGAGCAGAUGUACCAAAAGUACUUAUUAUUUUUACAAAUACAAUAAUGGAUAAUGAUCAAGAUAUAACAAGUGAAACUAUCGAAUUUAAAAAAGUUGAUAUUUCUAUAUUAGUUUUAGGCCUUGGUCAAAACUUAGAUUAUAAGAAAAUGCGUUUGUUAGGUGCAGAUAAUGUUUUUAUUUUGUCUGAUACUGAUGAAAAAUCAAAAGAGAAUUUAGUUGAAAAUCUUUCAAAAAAAGUUAUGUAUGCUCCUUUAUCAACAAUUUUGUCCAAAACUUUAUAUGAUACACAAUGGAUUGAUGUGUUCGGAGAAUUCAAAGAAAAUUAUGACAAAAGUUUUUCUGCUGUUAUUCCAGAUGUUCUUGAAUCUGUGUGGCACUUUGGACCUGCUCGAAUUUGGAAAAGACCUAUUCAUCGGUCUAAAUAUGUGAUCGAAUCUAAAAUUCAACCAACUGGAGAAUUAGGAUUUGGUUCUUGUGGUCAUAUUUUUAAGUACAAACUAGACAGUACUAGUAGCAUUAAAUCAGUAUCGAAAUCAUGGGGUUACUUUUUAUGGGUGAAUCAGUUCUUGUAUAUAAGCUCUGAUGGCUCCGAGACAAGUCCAAGGUUGUUGUACAGCUAUAAAAAUGCAGAAUGGUUACAUUUGAGAACAGUUGUGGAUAACUCAAAAGUUAAAAUAUAUAUAAAUGAUGUUUUUAUUAAAGAAAUUAUCAUGACUGGAGAAGGACAUGAUUCUCAGAUAAACAAUUAUGUUGGUUUGUGGUGCCAUAGAAUGACAAACACUGUUGUUAAAGAUUUUGUUGUUUCAAAUUUGGUUGAUCAAUGUUCAAUUCAAAAUGGUGGAUGUGACCACAUUUGUAACUCCUCACCAUAUGAGUAUUUAUGCAGCUGCAAAGUUGGAUAUCGUUUAAAUAUUGAUGAAAGAUCAUGUGUGAAUAAUGUAAAUGAAAGUUAUUCUUCAAUCACAACAGUUUCAAAUAUUUUGCAAAAUCAAACAGUCAAAUCAGACACUUUACAAACAACCCCUUAUUCUCUAACUUCUGAGUCUAUUACUAGAGAUUCAAAUCUUUUAUCAGGUGAUUCUGAUUUACCUUUGAUUAACAGCCAUAACUCAUUUACAUCUGUUGUUACAACUUCAUCAGAUUUUACAUUAAAUAAAGAAGUUUUAGACUUCACUGAUUCUGUAUCUUCUAAAAUCUUUAAUGUUGGUUUUCUAUUUGAUGAUUCAUCAAAUGAAAAUGAUCAGAUUCAAAAAGAUUUGUGCAAAGAGAUUAUUGCUAAACUUUCAACAAAUUUUUAUCGUUAUGGAAUAAUGAUAUCGUCCACUAUAAUGUCAGUGCCAUUAAAUAUUUCAGAUUCACAAAAUAGUCAAACACUCAGUGAAUUAAUUGAUAAUUUAAAUCUUCCAGAAACUGAAAGUCAAGUUGACCAAACAAUGAAAUUAGCUUCUCUAUUAUUUCCUUCAAAAGGUAUUUCAAAUACUUUAAUUGUUUUUAUGGAUGAUAAACAACAAAAUGAAAAAGAAGGAGUAAUUAAAGAAUCUCAAACAUUAAAUGCUAUGGCUAUUGAGGUUGUCAUUAUUGGCAUUGAAGCUGUCCCUGAUAAAGAUUCAUUACAUAUAAAAAUAUCAACUGAGGAAGUUGUUACCAAAUUAGCUAUGAAAGUUAAUGCAAGUUCUCAGGUAUCUGCUACUUCAAUAGUUAAUCCCACUUUUGCAAUUAUCACUGUUAAACCAAAUUUAUCAUUAGACAACAUUACAACUGCUGACUUAACUAUAGAAAAAUCCACAAAAGCACCUAUACAUUCAGAUAGUAAUAGUUUAUUAAGCAGUAAAUUGCUUUUAACUCAUAGUACAGAAAAUAAAAUAAAUAUUCUUAGUUCAAUGCCUGCUUUCAAUGGUAAAUCUUCAACUAUGAACCCUACCACAAAUAUUGUUGAUGUUACUAAUCUAGAGCCAAUUAUCAGUGAUUCCACCGAUGCCUCUGUAGUUUCUGAAAAUAACAAAAUAAUAAGCAGCCAAUUGGAUACUACACAAGCUACAGAAGGUGAAACAGAUAUUCAUAGUUCAAUCGUCUCAGGAAAAGAAGAUAUUGCUGAAACUACUCUAUUGCCUGAUUUAACUAGUGAAUCUUCAACUUUUAACCCUACCACAAAUAUUGUUGAUGUAACUAAUGCAGAGCCAGUUAUCAGUAAAUCUACUGAUGCCUCAUUAAAACCUGGUAGUAACAGUUUAUCAGGCAGUCAAUUGCAUACUACACAAGGUACAGUAGAUAAAACAGAUAUUUAUAUUUCAAGUAUCUCAGAAAAAGAUAAUAUUGCUGAAACUACUUUGUUACCUGAUUUCACUGGUGAAUAUUUAUCUUUGAACCCUACAACAAAUAUUGUUGAAGUUACCAAUACAAAGCCAAUUAUCAGUGAUUCCACUGUUGCAUCUAUAGUUACUGAAAGUAACAAAAUAAUAAGCAGUCAAUUGGAUACUACACAAGCCACAGAAGGUGAAACAGAUAUUCAUAGUUCAAUCAUCUCAGUAAAAAAAGAUAUUGCUAAAACUACUCUAUUGCCUGAUUUAACAAGUGAAUCUUCAAAUUUUAACCCUACCUCUAAUAUUGUUGAUGUAACUAAGGCAGAGCCAAUUAUCAGUGAUUCUACUGAUGCCUCAUUAAAGCCUGAUAGUGACAGUUUAUCAGGCAGUCAAUUGCAUACUACACAAGGUACAGAAGAUAAAACAGAUAUUUAUAUUUCAAGUAUCUCAGAAAAAGAUAAUAUUGCUGAAACAACUUUGUUGCCUGAUUUCACUGGUGAAUCUUUAUCUUUAAACCCUACAACAAAUAUUGUUGAAGGUACUGAUGCAGAGCCAAUUAUCAGUGAUUCCACUGUUGCAUCUGUAGUUUCUGAUAGUAACAAAAUAAUAAGCAGUCAAUUGGAUACUACACAAGCUACAGAAGGUGAAACAGAUAUUCAUAGUUUAAUCAUCUCAGAAAAAGAAGGUAUUGCUAAAACUACCCUAUUUACUGAUUUAACUAGUGAAUCUUCAACUUUAAACCCUACCACAAAUUUAGUUGAUGUAACUAAGACAGAGCCAAUUGUCAGUGAUUCUACUGAUGCCUCAUUAAAGCCUGGUAGUGACAGUUUAUCAGGCAGUCAAUUGCAUUCUACACAAGGUACAGAAGGUAUAACAGAUAUUUAUAUUUCCAUUAUCUCAGAAAAAAAUAAUAUUGCUGAAACUACUUUGUUGCCUGAUUUCACUAGUAAGUCUUUAUUAUUAAACCCUACAACAACUAUUGUUGAAGUUUCCAAUACAAAGUUAAUGAUCAGUGAUUCCACUGUUGCAUCUGAAGUUUCUGAUAGUAACAUAAUAAUAAGCAGUCAAUUGGAUACUACACAAGCUACAGAAGGUGAAACAGAUAUUCAUAGUUCAAUCAUCUCAGGAAAAAAAAAUAUUGCUGAAACUACUCUAUUGCCUGAUUUAACAAGUGAAUCUUCAAAUUUAAACCCUACCACUAAUAUUGUUAAUGUAACUAAGGCAGAGCCAAUUAUCAGUGAUUCUACUGAUGCCUCAUUAAAGCCUGAUAGUGACAGUUUAUCAGGCAGUCAAUUGCAUACUACACAAGGUACAGAAGAUAAAACAGAUAUUUAUAUUUCAAGUAUCUCAGAAAAAGAUAAUAUUGCUGAAACAACUUUGUUGCCUGAUUUCACUGGUGAAUCUUUAUCUUUAAACCCUACAACAAAUAUUGUUGAAGGUACUGAUGCAGAGCCAAUUAUCAGUGAUUCCACUGUUGCAUCUGUAGUUUCUGAUAGUAACAAAAUAAUAAGCAGUCAAUUGGAUACUACACAAGCUACAGAAGGUGAAACAGAUAUUCAUAGUUUAAUCAUCUCAGAAAAAGAAGGUAUUGCUAAAACUACCCUAUUUACUGAUUUAACUAGUGAAUCUUCAACUUUAAACCCUACCACAAAUUUAGUUGAUGUAACUAAGACAGAGCCAAUUGUCCGUGAUUCUACUGAUGCCUCAUUAAAGCCUGGUAGUGACAGUUUAUCAGGCAGUCAAUUGCAUUCUACACAAGGUACAGAAGGUAUAACAGAUAUUUAUAUUUCCAUUAUCUCAGAAAAAAAUAAUAUUGCUGAAACUACUUUGUUGCCUGAUUUCACUAGUAAGUCUUUAUUAUUAAACCCUACAACAACUAUUGUUGAAGUUUCCAAUACAAAGUUAAUGAUCAGUGAUUCCACUGUUGCAUCUGAAGUUUCUGAUAGUAACAUAAUAAUAAGCAGUCAAUUGGAUACUACACAAGCUACAGAAGGUGAAACAGAUAUUCAUAGUUCAAUCAUCUCAGGAAAAAAAAAUAUUGCUGAAACUACUCUAUUGCCUGAUUUAACAAGUGAAUCUUCAAAUUUAAACCCUACCACUAAUAUUGUUGAUGUAACUAAGGCAGAGCCAUUUAUCAGUGAUUCUACUGAUGCCUCAUUAAAGCCUGAUAGUGACAGUUUAUCAGGCAGUCAUUUGCAUACUACACAAGGUACAGAAGAUAAAACAGAUAUUUAUAUUUCAAGUAUCUCAGAAAAAGAUAGUAUUGCUGAAACAACUUUAUUGCCUAAUUUCACUGGUGAAUCUUUAUCUUUAAACCCUACAACAAAUAUUGUUGAAGGCACUGAUGCAGAGCCAAUUAUCAGUGAUUCCACUGUUGCAUCUGUAGUUUCUGAUAGUAACAAAAUAAUAAGCAUUCAAUUGGAUACUACACAAGCUACAGAAGGUGAAACAGAUAUUCAUAGUUCAAUCAUCUCAGAAAAAGAAGGUAUUGCUAAAACUACUCUAUUGCCUGAUUUAACUAGUGAAUCUUCAGUUUUAAACCCUACCACAAAUUUAGUUGAUGUAACUAAGACAGAGCCAAUUAUCAGUGAUUCUACUGAUGCCUCAUUAAAGCCUGGUAGUGACAGUUUAUCAGGCAGUCAAUUGCAUUCUACACAAGGUACAGAAGAUAAAACAGAUAUUUAUAAUUCCAUUAUCUCAGAAAAAGAUAAUAUUGCUGAAACUACUUUGUUGCCUGAUUUCACUGGUGAGUCUUUAUCAUUAAACCCUACAACAACUAUUGUUGAAGUUUCCAAUACAAAGUUAAUGAUCAGUGAUUCCACUGUUGCAUCUGUAGUUUCUGAUAGUAACAAAAUAAUAAGCAGUCAAUUGGAUACUACACAAGCUACAGAAGGUAAAACAGAUAUUCAUAGUUCAAUCAUCUCAGGAAAAAAAGAUAUUGCUGAAACUACUCUAUUGCCUGAUUUAACAAGUGAAUCUUCAAAUUUAAACCCUACCACUAAUAUUGUUGAUGUAACUAAGGCAGAGCCAAUUAUCAGUGAUUCUACUGAUGCUUCAUUAAAGCCUGAUAGUGACAGUUUAUCAGGCAGUCAUUUGCAUACUACACAAGGUAAAGAAGAUAAAACAGAUAUUUAUAUUUCAAGUAUCUCAGAAAAAGAUAAUAUUGCUGAAACAACUUUGUUGCCUGAUUUCACUGAUGAAUCUUUAUCUUUAAACCCUACAACAAAUAUUGUUGAAGGUACUGAUGCAGAGCCAAUUAUCAGUAAUUCCACUGUUGCAUCUGUAGUUUCUGAUAGUAACAAAAUAAUAAGCAUUCAAUUGGAUACUACACAAGUUACAGAAGGUGAAACAGAUAUUCAUAGUUCAAUCAUCUCAGAAAAAGAAGGUAUUGCUAAAACUACUCUAUUGCCUAAUUUAACAAGUAUAUCUUCAACUUUAAACCCUACCACUAAUAUUGUUGAUGUAACUAAGGCAGAGCCAAUUAUCAGUGAUUCUACUGAUGCCUCAUUAAAGCCUGAUAGUGACAGUUUAUCAGGCAGUCAAUUGCAUUCUACACAAGGUACAGAAGAUAAAACAGAUAUUUAUAUUUCCAUUAUCUCAGAAAAAGAUAAUAUCGCUGAAACUACUUUGUUACCUGAUUUCACUGGUGAAUCGUUAUCUUUGAACUCUAAAACAACUAUUGUUGAAGUUACCAAUACAAAGCCAAUUAUCAGUGAUUCCACUGUUGCAUCUGUAGUUACUGAAAGUAACAAAAUAAUAAGCAGUCAAUUGGAUACUACACAAGCUACAGAAGGUGAAACAGAUAUUCAUAGUUUAAUCAUCUCAGGAAAAAAAGAUAUUGCUGAAACUACUCUAUUGCCUGAUUUAACAAGUGUAUCUUCAAAUUUAAACCCUACCACUAAUAUUGUUGAUGUAACUAAGGCAGAGCCAAUUAUCAGUGAUUCUACUGAUGCUUCAUUAAAGCCUGAUAGUGACAGUUUAUCAGGCAGUCAUUUGCAUACUACACAAGGUAAAGAAGAUAAAACAGAUAUUUAUAUUUCAAGUAUCUCAGAAAAAGAUAAUAUUGCUGAAACAACUUUGUUGCCUGAUUUCACUGAUGAAUCUUUAUCUUUAAACUCUACAACAAAUAUUGUUGAAGGUACUGAUGCAGAGCCAAUUAUCAGUAAUUCCACUGUUGCAUCUGUAGUUUCUGAUAGUAACAAAAUAAUAAGCAUUCAAUUGGAUACUACACAAGUUACAGAAGGUGAAACAGAUAUUCAUAGUUCAAUCAUCUCAGAAAAAGAAGGUAUUGCUAAAACUACUCUAUUGCCUAAUUUAACAAGUAAAUCUUCAACUUUAAACCCUACCACUAAUAUUGUUGAUGUAACUAAGGCAGAGCCAAUUAUCAGUGAUUCUACUGAUGCCUCAUUAAAGCCUGAUAGUGACAGUUUAUCAGGCAGUCAAUUGCAUUCUACACAAGGUACAGAAGAUAAAACAGAUAUUUAUAUUUCCAUUAUCUCAAAAAAAGAUAAUAUCGCUGAAACUACUUUGUUACCUGAUUUCACUGGUGAAUCGUUAUCUUUGAACUCUAAAACAACUAUUGUUGAAGUUACCAAUACAAAGCCAAUUAUCAGUGAUUCCACUGUUGCAUCUGUAGUUUCUGAUAGUAACAAAAUAAUAAGCAUUCAAUUGGAUACUACACAAGCUACAGAAGGUGAAACAGAUAUUCAUAGUUCAAUCAUCUCAGAAAAAGAAGGUAUUGCUAAAACUACUCUAUUGCCUAAUUUAACUAGUGAAUCUUCAGUUUUAAACCCUACCACAAAUUUAGUUGAUGUAACUAAGACAGAGUUAAUUAUCAGUGAUUCUACUGAUGCCUCAUUAAAGCCUGGUAGUGACAGUUUAUCAGGCAGUCAGUUGCAUUCUACACAAGGUACAGAAGAUAAAACAGAUAUUCAUAUUUCCAUUAUCUCAGAAAAAGAUAAUAUCGCUGAAACUACUUUGUUACCUGAUUUCACUGGUGAAUCGUUAUCUUUGAACUCUAAAACAACUAUUGUUGAAGUUACCAAUACAAAGCCAAUUAUCAGUGAUUCCACUGUUGCAUCUGUAGUUACUGAAAGUAACAAAAUAAUAAGCAGUCAAUUGGAUACUACACAAGCCACAGAAGGUGAAACAGAUAUUCAUAGUUCAAUCAUCUCAGGAAAAAAAGAUAUUGCUGAAACUACUCUAUUGCCUGAUUUAACAAGUGAAUCUUCAAAUUUAAACCCUACCACUAAUAUUGUUGAUGUAACUAAGGCAGAGCCAAUUAUCAGUGAUUCUACUGAUGCCUCAUUAAAGCCUGAUAGUGACAGUUUAUCAGGCAGUCAAUUGCAUACUACACAAGGUACAGAAGAUAAAACAGAUAUUUAUAUUUCAAGUAUCUCAGAAAAAGAUAAUAUUGCUGAAACAACUUUGUUGCCUGAUUUCACUGGUGAAUCUUUAUCUUUAAACCCUACAACAAAUAUUGUUGAAGGUACUGAUGCAGAGCCAAUUAUCAGUGAUUCCACUGUUGCAUCUGUAGUUUCUGAUAGUAACAAAAUAAUAAGCAGUCAAUUGGAUACUACACAAGCUACAGAAGGUGAAACAAAUAUUCAUAGUUCAAUCAUCUCAGAAAAAGAAAGUAUUGCUAAAACUACUUUAUUGCCUGAUUUAACUAGUGAAUCUUCAGUUUUAAACCCUACCACAAAUUUAGUUGAUGUAACUAAGACAGAGCCAAUUAUCAGUGAUUCUACUGAUGCCUCAUUAAAGCCUGGUAGUGACAGUUUAUCAGGCAGUCAGUUGCAUUCUACACAAGGUACAGAAGAUAAAACAGAUAUUCAUAUUUCCAUUAUCUCAGAAAAAGAUAAUAUCGCUGAAACUACUUUGUUACCUGAUUUCACUGGUAAAUCGUUAUCUUUGAACUCUAAAACAACUAUUGUUGAAGUUACCAAUACAAAGCCAAUUAUCAGUGAUUCCACUGUUGCAUCUGUAGUUACUGAAAGUAACAAAAUAAUAAGCAGUCAAUUGGAUACUACACAAGCCACAGAAGGUGAAACAGAUAUUCAUAGUUCAAUCAUCUCAGGAAAAAAAGAUAUUGCUGAAACUACUCUAUUGCCUGAUUUAACAAGUGAAUCUUCAAAUUUAAACCCUACCACUAAUAUUGUUGAUGUAACUAAGGCAGAGCCAAUUAUCAGUGAUUCUACUGAUGCCUCAUUAAAGCCUGAUAGUGACAGUUUAUCAGGCAGUCAAUUGCAUACUACACAAGGUACAGAAGAUAAAACAGAUAUUUAUAUUUCAAGUAUCUCAGAAAAAGAUAAUAUUGCUGAAACAACUUUGUUGCCUGAUUUCACUGGUGAAUCUUUAUCUUUAAACCCUACAACAAAUAUUGUUGAAGGUACUGAUGCAGAGCCAAUUAUCAGUGAUUCCACUGUUGCAUCUGUAGUUUCUGAUAGUAACAAAAUAAUAAGCAGUCAAUUGGAUACUACACAAGCUACAGAAGGUGAAACAAAUAUUCAUAGUUCAAUCAUCUCAGAAAAAGAAAGUAUUGCUAAAACUACUUUAUUGCCUGAUUUAACUAGUGAAUCUUCAGUUUUAAACCCUACCACAAAUUUAGUUGAUGUAACUAAGACAGAGCCAAUUAUCAGUGAUUCUACUGAUGCCUCAUUAAAGCCUGGUAGUGACAGUUUAUCAGGCAGUCAGUUGCAUUCUACACAAGGUACAGAAGAUAAAACAGAUAUUUAUAUUUCCAUUAUCUCAGAAAAAGAUAAUAUCGCUGAAACUACUUUGUUACCUGAUUUCACUGGUGAAUCGUUAUCUUUGAACUCUAAAACAACUAUUGUUGAAGUUACCAAUACAAAGCCAAUUAAUAGUGAUUCCACUGUUGCAUCUGUAGUUACUGAAAGUAACAAAAUAAUAAGCAGUCAAUUGGAUACUACACAAGCCACAGAAGGUGAAACAGAUAUUCAUAGUUCAAUCAUCUCAGGAAAAAAAGAUAUUGCUGAAACUACUCUAUUGCCUGAUUUAACAAGUGAAUCUUCAAAUUUAAACCCUACCACUAAUAUUGUUGAUGUAACUAAGGCAGAGCCAAUUAUCAGUGAUUCUACUGAUGCCUCAUUAAAGCCUGAUAGUGACAGUUUAUCAGGUAGUCAAUUGCAUUCUACACAAGGUACAGAAGAUAAAACAGAUAUUUAUAUUUCAAGUAUCUCAGAAAAAGAUAAUAUUGCUGAAACAACUUUGUUGCCUGAUUUCACUGGUGAAUCUUUAUCUUUAAACCCUACAACAAAUAUUGUUGAAGGUACUGAUGCAGAGCCAAUUAUCAGUGAUUCCACUGUUGCAUCUGUAGUUUCUGAUAGUAACAAAAUAAUAAGCAUUCAAUUGGAUACUACACAAGCUACAGAAGGUGAAACAGAUAUUCAUAGUUCAAUCAUCUCAGGAAAAGAAGGUAUUGCUAAAACUACUCUAUUGCCUGAUUUAACUAGUGAAUCUUCAGUUUUAAACCCUACCACAAAUUUAGUUGAUGUAACUAAGACAGAGCCAAUUAUCAGUGAUUCUACUGAUGCCUCAUUAAAGCCUGGUAGUGACAGUUUAUCAGGCAGUCAGUUGCAUUCUACACAAGGUACAGAAGAUAAAACAGAUAUUUAUAUUUCCAUUAUCUCAGAAAAAGAUAAUAUCGCUGAAACUACUUUGUUACCUGAUUUCACUGGUGAAUCGUUAUCUUUGAACUCUAAAACAACUAUUGUUGAAGUUACCAAUACAAAGCCAAUUAUCAGUGAUUCCACUGUUGCAUCUGUAGUUACUGAAAGUAACAAAAUAAUAAGCAGUCAAUUGGAUACUACACAAGCCACAGAAGGUGAAACAGAUAUUCAUAGUUCAAUCAUCUCAGGAAAAAAAGAUAUUGCUGAAACUACUCUAUUGCCUGAUUUAACAAGUGAAUCUUCAAAUUUAAACCCUACCACUAAUAUUGUUGAUGUAACUAAGGCAGAGCCAAUUAUCAGUGAUUCUACUGAUGCCUCAUUAAAGCCUGAUAGUGACAGUUUAUCAGGCAGUCAAUUGCAUUCUACACAAGGUACAGAAGAUAAAACAGAUAUUUAUAUUUCAAGUAUCUCAGAAAAAGAUAAUAUUGCUGAAACAACUUUGUUGCCUGAUUUCACUGGUGAAUCUUUAUCUUUAAACCCUACAACAAAUAUUGUUGAAGGUACUGAUGCAGAGCCAAUUAUCAGUGAUUCCACUGUUGCAUCUGUAGUUUCUGAUAGUAACAAAAUAAUAAGCAUUCAAUUGGAUACUACACAAGCUACAGAAGGUGAAACAGAUAUUCAUAGUUCAAUCAUCUCAGAAAAAGAAGGUAUUGCUAAAACUACUCUAUUGCCUGAUUUAACUAGUGAAUCUUCAGUUUUAAACCCUACCACAAAUUUAGUUGAUGUAACUAAGACAGAGCCAAUUAUCAGUGAUUCUACUGAUGCCUCAUUAAAGCCUGGUAGUGACAGUUUAUCAGGCAGUCAAUUGCAUUCUACACAAGGUACAGAAGAUAAAACAGAUAUUUAUAUUUCCAUUAUCUCAGAAAAAGAUAAUAUCGCUGAAACUACUUUGUUACCUGAUUUCACUGGUGAAUCGUUAUCUUUGAACUCUAAAACAACUAUUGUUGAAGUUACCAAUACAAAGCCAAUUAUCAGUGAUUCCACUGUUGCAUCUGUAGUUACUGAAAGUAACAAAAUAAUAAGCAGUCAAUUGGAUACUACACAAGCCACAGAAGGUGAAACAGAUAUUCAUAGUUCAAUCAUCUCAGGAAAAAAAGAUAUUGCUGAAACUACUCUAUUGCCUGAUUUAACAAGUGAAUCUUCAAAUUUAAACCCUACCACUAAUAUUGUUGAUGUAACUAAGGCAGAGCCAAUUAUCAGUGAUUCUACUGAUGCCUCAUUAAAGCCUGAUAGUGACAGUUUAUCAGGCAGUCAAUUGCAUACUACACAAGGUACAGAAGAUAAAACAGAUAUUUAUAUUUCAAGUAUCUCAGAAAAAGAUAAUAUUGCUGAAACAACUUUGUUGCCUGAUUUCACUGGUGAAUCUUUAUCUUUAAACCCUACAACAAAUAUUGUUGAAGGUACUGAUGCAGAGCCAAUUAUCAGUGAUUCCACUGUUGCAUCUGUAGUUUCUGAUAGUAACAAAAUAAUAAGCAGUCAAUUGGAUACUACACAAGCUACAGAAGGUGAAACAGAUAUUCAUAGUUCAAUCAUCUCAGAAAAAGAAGGUAUUGCUAAAACUACUCUAUUGCCUGAUUUAACUAGUGAAUCUUCAGUUUUAAACCCUACCACAAAUUUAGUUGAUGUAACUAAGACAGAGCCAAUUAUCAGUGAUUCUACUGAUGCCUCAUUAAAGCCUGGUAGUGACAGUUUAUCAGGCAGUCAGUUGCAUUCUACACAAGGUACAGAAGAUAAAACAGAUAUUUAUAUUUCCAUUAUCUCAGAAAAAGAUAAUAUCGCUGAAACUACUUUGUUACCUGAUUUCACUGGUGAAUCGUUAUCUUUGAACUCUAAAACAACUAUUGUUGAAGUUACCAAUACAAAGCCAAUUAUCAGUGAUUCCACUGUUGCAUCUGUAGUUUCUGAUAGUAACAAAAUAAUAAGCAUUCAAUUGGAUACUACACAAGCUACAGAAGGUGAAACAGAUAUUCAUAGUUCAAUCAUCUCAGAAAAAGAAGGUAUUGCUAAAACUACUCUAUUGCCUAAUUUAACUAGUGAAUCUUCAGUUUUAAACCCUACCACAAAUUUAGUUGAUGUAACUAAGACAGAGUUAAUUAUCAGUGAUUCUACUGAUGCCUCAUUAAAGCCUGGUAGUGACAGUUUAUCAGGCAGUCAGUUGCAUUCUACACAAGGUACAGAAGAUAAAACAGAUAUUCAUAUUUCCAUUAUCUCAGAAAAAGAUAAUAUCGCUGAAACUACUUUGUUACCUGAUUUCACUGGUGAAUCGUUAUCUUUGAACUCUAAAACAACUAUUGUUGAAGUUACCAAUACAAAGCCAAUUAUCAGUGAUUCCACUGUUGCAUCUGUAGUUACUGAAAGUAACAAAAUAAUAAGCAGUCAAUUGGAUACUACACAAGCCACAGAAGGUGAAACAGAUAUUCAUAGUUCAAUCAUCUCAGGAAAAAAAGAUAUUGCUGAAACUACUCUAUUGCCUGAUUUAACAAGUGAAUCUUCAAAUUUAAACCCUACCACUAAUAUUGUUGAUGUAACUAAGGCAGAGCCAAUUAUCAGUGAUUCUACUGAUGCCUCAUUAAAGCCUGAUAGUGACAGUUUAUCAGGCAGUCAAUUGCAUACUACACAAGGUACAGAAGAUAAAACAGAUAUUUAUAUUUCAAGUAUCUCAGAAAAAGAUAAUAUUGCUGAAACAACUUUGUUGCCUGAUUUCACUGGUGAAUCUUUAUCUUUAAACCCUACAACAAAUAUUGUUGAAGGUACUGAUGCAGAGCCAAUUAUCAGUGAUUCCACUGUUGCAUCUGUAGUUUCUGAUAGUAACAAAAUAAUAAGCAGUCAAUUGGAUACUACACAAGCUACAGAAGGUGAAACAAAUAUUCAUAGUUCAAUCAUCUCAGAAAAAGAAAGUAUUGCUAAAACUACUUUAUUGCCUGAUUUAACUAGUGAAUCUUCAGUUUUAAACCCUACCACAAAUUUAGUUGAUGUAACUAAGACAGAGCCAAUUAUCAGUGAUUCUACUGAUGCCUCAUUAAAGCCUGGUAGUGACAGUUUAUCAGGCAGUCAGUUGCAUUCUACACAAGGUACAGAAGAUAAAACAGAUAUUCAUAUUUCCAUUAUCUCAGAAAAAGAUAAUAUCGCUGAAACUACUUUGUUACCUGAUUUCACUGGUAAAUCGUUAUCUUUGAACUCUAAAACAACUAUUGUUGAAGUUACCAAUACAAAGCCAAUUAUCAGUGAUUCCACUGUUGCAUCUGUAGUUACUGAAAGUAACAAAAUAAUAAGCAGUCAAUUGGAUACUACACAAGCCACAGAAGGUGAAACAGAUAUUCAUAGUUCAAUCAUCUCAGGAAAAAAAGAUAUUGCUGAAACUACUCUAUUGCCUGAUUUAACAAGUGAAUCUUCAAAUUUAAACCCUACCACUAAUAUUGUUGAUGUAACUAAGGCAGAGCCAAUUAUCAGUGAUUCUACUGAUGCCUCAUUAAAGCCUGAUAGUGACAGUUUAUCAGGCAGUCAAUUGCAUACUACACAAGGUACAGAAGAUAAAACAGAUAUUUAUAUUUCAAGUAUCUCAGAAAAAGAUAAUAUUGCUGAAACAACUUUGUUGCCUGAUUUCACUGGUGAAUCUUUAUCUUUAAACCCUACAACAAAUAUUGUUGAAGGUACUGAUGCAGAGCCAAUUAUCAGUGAUUCCACUGUUGCAUCUGUAGUUUCUGAUAGUAACAAAAUAAUAAGCAGUCAAUUGGAUACUACACAAGCUACAGAAGGUGAAACAAAUAUUCAUAGUUCAAUCAUCUCAGAAAAAGAAAGUAUUGCUAAAACUACUUUAUUGCCUGAUUUAACUAGUGAAUCUUCAGUUUUAAACCCUACCACAAAUUUAGUUGAUGUAACUAAGACAGAGCCAAUUAUCAGUGAUUCUACUGAUGCCUCAUUAAAGCCUGGUAGUGACAGUUUAUCAGGCAGUCAGUUGCAUUCUACACAAGGUACAGAAGAUAAAACAGAUAUUUAUAUUUCCAUUAUCUCAGAAAAAGAUAAUAUCGCUGAAACUACUUUGUUACCUGAUUUCACUGGUGAAUCGUUAUCUUUGAACUCUAAAACAACUAUUGUUGAAGUUACCAAUACAAAGCCAAUUAAUAGUGAUUCCACUGUUGCAUCUGUAGUUACUGAAAGUAACAAAAUAAUAAGCAGUCAAUUGGAUACUACACAAGCCACAGAAGGUGAAACAGAUAUUCAUAGUUCAAUCAUCUCAGGAAAAAAAGAUAUUGCUGAAACUACUCUAUUGCCUGAUUUAACAAGUGAAUCUUCAAAUUUAAACCCUACCACUAAUAUUGUUGAUGUAACUAAGGCAGAGCCAAUUAUCAGUGAUUCUACUGAUGCCUCAUUAAAGCCUGAUAGUGACAGUUUAUCAGGUAGUCAAUUGCAUUCUACACAAGGUACAGAAGAUAAAACAGAUAUUUAUAUUUCAAGUAUCUCAGAAAAAGAUAAUAUUGCUGAAACAACUUUGUUGCCUGAUUUCACUGGUGAAUCUUUAUCUUUAAACCCUACAACAAAUAUUGUUGAAGGUACUGAUGCAGAGCCAAUUAUCAGUGAUUCCACUGUUGCAUCUGUAGUUUCUGAUAGUAACAAAAUAAUAAGCAUUCAAUUGGAUACUACACAAGCUACAGAAGGUGAAACAGAUAUUCAUAGUUCAAUCAUCUCAGGAAAAGAAGGUAUUGCUAAAACUACUCUAUUGCCUGAUUUAACUAGUGAAUUUUCAGUUUUAAACCCUACCACAAAUUUAGUUGAUGUAACUAAGACAGAGCCAAUUAUCAGUGAUUCUACUGAUGCCUCAUUAAAGCCUGGUAGUGACAGUUUAUCAGGCAGUCAGUUGCAUUCUACACAAGGUACAGAAGAUAAAACAGAUAUUUAUAUUUCCAUUAUCUCAGAAAAAGAUAAUAUCGCUGAAACUACUUUGUUACCUGAUUUCACUGGUGAAUCGUUAUCUUUGAACUCUAAAACAACUAUUGUUGAAGUUACCAAUACAAAGCCAAUUAUCAGUGAUUCCACUGUUGCAUCUGUAGUUACUGAAAGUAACAAAAUAAUAAGCAGUCAAUUGGAUACUACACAAGCCACAGAAGGUGAAACAGAUAUUCAUAGUUCAAUCAUCUCAGGAAAAAAAGAUAUUGCUGAAACUACUCUAUUGCCUGAUUUAACAAGUGAAUCUUCAAAUUUAAACCCUACCACUAAUAUUGUUGAUGUAACUAAGGCAGAGCCAAUUAUCAGUGAUUCUACUGAUGCCUCAUUAAAGCCUGAUAGUGACAGUUUAUCAGGCAGUCAAUUGCAUUCUACACAAGGUACAGAAGAUAAAACAGAUAUUUAUAUUUCAAGUAUCUCAGAAAAAGAUAAUAUUGCUGAAACAACUUUGUUGCCUGAUUUCACUGGUGAAUCUUUAUCUUUAAACCCUACAACAAAUAUUGUUAAAGGUACUGAUGCAGAGCCAAUUAUCAGUGAUUCCACUGUUGCAUCUGUAGUUUCUGAUAGUAACAAAAUAAUAAGCAUUCAAUUGGAUACUACACAAGCUACAGAAGGUGAAACAGAUAUUCAUAGUUCAAUCAUCUCAGAAAAAGAAGGUAUUGCUAAAACUACUCUAUUGCCUGAUUUAACUAGUGAAUCUUCAGUUUUAAACCCUACCACAAAUUUAGUUGAUGUAACUAAGACAGAGCCAAUUAUCAGUGAUUCUACUGAUGCCUCAUUAAAGCCUGGUAGUGACAGUUUAUCAGGCAGUCAAUUGCAUUCUACACAAGGUACAGAAGAUAAAACAGAUAUUUAUAUUUCCAUUAUCUCAGAAAAAGAUAAUAUCGCUAAAACUACUUUGUUACCUGAUUUCACUGGUGAAUGGUUAUCUUUGAACUCUAAAACAACUAUUGUUGAAGUUACCAAUACAAAGCCAAUUAUCAGUGAUUCCACUGUUGCAUCUGUAGUUACUGAAAGUAACAAAAUAAUAAGCAGUCAAUUGGAUACUACACAAGCCACAGAAGGUGAAACAGAUAUUCAUAGUUCAAUCAUCUCAGGAAAAAAAGAUAUUGCUGAAACUACUCUAUUGCCUGAUUUAACAAGUGAAUCUUCAAAUUUAAACCCUACCACUAAUAUUGUUGAUGUAACUAAGGCAGAGCCAAUUAUCAGUGAUUCUACUGAUGCCUCAUUAAAGCCUGAUAGUGACAGUUUAUCAGGCAGUCAAUUGCAUACUACACAAGGUACAGAAGAUAAAACAGAUAUUUAUAUUUCAAGUAUCUCAGAAAAAGAUAAUAUUGCUGAAACAACUUUGUUGCCUGAUUUCACUGGUGAAUCUUUAUCUUUAAACCCUACAACAAAUAUUGUUGAAGGUACUGAUGCAGAGCCAAUUAUCAGUGAUUCCACUGUUGCAUCUGUAGUUUCUGAUAGUAACAAAAUAAUAAGCAGUCAAUUGGAUACUACACAAGCUACAGAAGGUGAAACAGAUAUUCAUAGUUCAAUCAUCUCAGAAAAAGAAGGUAUUGCUAAAACUACUCUAUUGCCUGAUUUAACUAGUGAAUCUUCAGUUUUAAACCCUACCACAAAUUUAGUUGAUGUAACUAAGACAGAGCCAAUUAUCAGUGAUUCUACUGAUGCCUCAUUAAAGCCUGGUAGUGACAGUUUAUCAGGCAGUCAGUUGCAUUCUACACAAGGUACAGAAGAUAAAACAGAUAUUUAUAUUUCCAUUAUCUCAGAAAAAGAUAAUAUCGCUAAAACUACUUUGUUACCUGAUUUCACUGGUGAAUCGUUAUCUUUGAACUCUAAAACAACUAUUGUUGAAGUUACCAAUACAAAGCCAAUUAUCAGUGAUUCCACUGUUGCAUCUGUAGUUACUGAAAGUAACAAAAUAAUAAGCAGUCAAUUGGAUACUACACAAGCCACAGAAGGUGAAACAGAUAUUCAUAGUUCAAUCAUCUCAGGAAAAAAAGAUAUUGCUGAAACUACUCUAUUGCCUGAUUUAACAAGUGAAUCUUCAAAUUUAAACCCUACCACUAAUAUUGUUGAUGUAACUAAGGCAGAGCCAAUUAUCAGUGAUUCUACUGAUGCCUCAUUAAAGCCUGAUAGUGACAGUUUAUCAGGCAGUCAAUUGCAUUCUACACAAGGUACAGAAGAUAAAACAGAUAUUUAUAUUUCAAGUAUCUCAGAAAAAGAUAAUAUUGCUGAAACAACUUUGUUGCCUGAUUUCACUGGUGAAUCUUUAUCUUUAAACCCUACAACAAAUAUUGUUGAAGGUACUGAUGCAGAGCCAAUUAUCAGUGAUUCCACUGUUGCAUCUGUAGUUUCUGAUAGUAACAAAAUAAUAAGCAUUCAAUUGGAUACUACACAAGCUACAGAAGGUGAAACAGAUAUUCAUAGUUCAAUCAUCUCAGAAAAAGAAGGUAUUGCUAAAACUACUCUAUUGCCUGAUUUAACUAGUGAAUCUUCAGUUUUAAACCCUACCACAAAUUUAGUUGAUGUAACUAAGACAGAGCCAAUUAUCAGUGAUUCUACUGAUGCCUCAUUAAAGCCUGGUAGUGACAGUUUAUCAGGCAGUCAAUUGCAUUCUACACAAGGUACAGAAGAUAAAACAGAUAUUUAUAUUUCCAUUAUCUCAGAAAAAGAUAAUAUCGCUAAAACUACUUUGUUACCUGAUUUCACUGGUGAAUCGUUAUCUUUGAACUCUAAAACAACUAUUGUUGAAGUUACCAAUACAAAGCCAAUUAUCAGUGAUUCCACUGUUGCAUCUGUAGUUACUGAAAGUAACAAAAUAAUAAGCAGUCAAUUGGAUACUACACAAGCCACAGAAGGUGAAACAGAUAUUCAUAGUUCAAUCAUCUCAGGAAAAAAAGAUAUUGCUGAAACUACUCUAUUGCCUGAUUUAACAAGUGAAUCUUCAAAUUUAAACCCUACCACUAAUAUUGUUGAUGUAACUAAGGCAGAGCCAAUUAUCAGUGAUUCUACUGAUGCCUCAUUAAAGCCUGAUAGUGACAGUUUAUCAGGCAGUCAAUUGCAUACUACACAAGGUACAGAAGAUAAAACAGAUAUUUAUAUUUCAAGUAUCUCAGAAAAAGAUAAUAUUGCUGAAACAACUUUGUUGCCUGAUUUCACUGGUGAAUCUUUAUCUUUAAACCCUACAACAAAUAUUGUUGAAGGUACUGAUGCAGAGCCAAUUAUCAGUGAUUCCACUGUUGCAUCUGUAGUUUCUGAUAGUAACAAAAUAAUAAGCAGUCAAUUGGAUACUACACAAGCUACAGAAGGUGAAACAGAUAUUCAUAGUUCAAUCAUCUCAGAAAAAGAAGGUAUUGCUAAAACUACUCUAUUGCCUGAUUUAACUAGUGAAUCUUCAGUUUUAAACCCUACCACAAAUUUAGUUGAUGUAACUAAGACAGAGCCAAUUAUCAGUGAUUCUACUGAUGCCUCAUUAAAGCCUGGUAGUGACAGUUUAUCAGGCAGUCAGUUGCAUUCUACACAAGGUACAGAAGAUAAAACAGAUAUUUAUAUUUCCAUUAUCUCAGAAAAAGAUAAUAUCGCUGAAACUACUUUGUUACCUGAUUUCACUGGUGAAUCGUUAUCUUUGAACUCUAAAACAACUAUUGUUGAAGUUACCAAUACAAAGCCAAUUAUCAGUGAUUCCACUGUUGCAUCUGUAGUUACUGAAAGUAACAAAAUAAUAAGCAGUCAAUUGGAUACUACACAAGCCACAGAAGGUGAAACAGAUAUUCAUAGUUCAAUCAUCUCAGGAAAAAAAGAUAUUGCUGAAACUACUCUAUUGCCUGAUUUAACAAGUGAAUCUUCAAAUUUAAACCCUACCACUAAUAUUGUUGAUGUAACUAAGGCAGAGCCAAUUAUCAGUGAUUCUACUGAUGCCUCAUUAAAGCCUGAUAGUGACAGUUUAUCAGGCAGUCAAUUGCAUUCUACACAAGGUACAGAAGAUAAAACAGAUAUUUAUAUUUCAAGUAUCUCAGAAAAAGAUAAUAUUGCUGAAACAACUUUGUUGCCUGAUUUCACUGGUGAUUCUUUAUCUUUAAACCCUACAACAAAUAUUGUUGAAGGUACUGAUGCAGAGCCAAUUAUCAGUGAUUCCACUGUUGCAUCUGUAGUUUCUGAUAGUAACAAAAUAAUAAGCAUUCAAUUGGAUACUACACAAGCUACAGAAGGUGAAACAGAUAUUCAUAGUUCAAUCAUCUCAGAAAAAGAAGGUAUUGCUAAAACUACUCUAUUGCCUGAUUUUUCUAGUGAAUCUUCAACUUUAAACCCUACCACAAAUUUAGUUGAUGUAACUAAGACAGAGCCAAUUAUCAAUGAUUCUACUGAUGCCUCAUUAAAGCCUGGUAGUGACAGUUUAUCAGGCAGUCAAUUGCAUUCUACACAAGGUACAGAAGAUAAAACAGAUAUUUAUAUUUCCAUUAUCUCAGAAAAAGAUAAUAUUGCUGAAACUACUUUGUUGCCUGAUUUCACUGGUGAUUCUAUCUCUUUGAACCCUACAACAAUUAUUGUUGAAGGUACUGAUGCAGAGCCAAUUAUUAGUGAUUCCACUGUUGCAUCUGUAGUUUCUGAUAGUAACAAUAUAAUAAGCAGUCAAUUGGAUACUACACAAGCUACAGAAGGUGAAACAGAUAUUUAUAGUUCAAUCAUCUCACGAAAAAAAGAUAUUGCUGAAACUACUCUAUUGCCUGAUUUAACUAGUGGAUCUUCAACUUUAAACCCUACCACUAAUAUUGUUGAUGUAACUAAGGCAGAGCCACAAGUCAGUGAUUCCUCUGAUACGUCUGUAGUAUAUGGUACUGACAGUUUUUCUGGCAGUCAAUUUCAUACUACCCAUGGUACAGUAGAUAAAACAGAUGGUCUUAAUAUAAAUAUGUCAGAAAAAGAAGAUAUUGCUGUAACUUCCUUGUUGCCUGAUUUUACUGGAGAAUCUUCAACUUUGAAGCUAACUACUAGUUUUCUUGAUACUACUAAUGCAGAGCCAAUUAUCAGUUUUUCUACUGAUGCUGCUUUAGAGUCUGAUAGUAACAGUUUUUCAGGCAGUCAAAAGCAUACUACACAAGGUACUACAGAUAUUAAAACAGAUAUUCUUAGCUCAAUCAUCUUAGGAAAUGAAGAUAUUGUUGAAACUUCUCUGUUGCCUGUUUUUUCUGGGUUGUCUUCAUCUUCUAAUCCUACGUCUAAUAUUGUUGAUAUGACUAAUGCUGACAUUAUUUCUUCUGCUUCACCUGGUCUCUCAUUAGCUUCUGUUCAAAUUAGUCAGCUAAGCACUCAACCUCUUUCCACUCAAGAUUUAUGGUCAUCGGUAGUCAAUAUUAAAACUCCUGAAGUUUCUUUACGUACCUGUAAUGUGACUAUUAAAUGCAACUCCCAUAGUAUGCAUGUUAGCAUUAGAGAUAUUGAACUUGAUUCUGCCUCUCUUAGUUCCCUCUCAUUAAAUUCAACUGAUCCUAAAUGUCAUCCUUUUUUUAAUGGAUCUCAUUAUGUUUUUGUUGUACCACUAUUCGAUUGUGGAACAAUUCGAAGAUAUAUAAACUUUGCUGUUGUUUAUUCAAAUGUUAUUACAGACAGUAUCAUAAGUGGAAAUUUAAUUUCACGAUCGAAAAAAAAUAUUCCAUUUUCUUGUGUAUAUCCUACUGAAUCAAGAGUUUCACCAGUUAGUUUUCAAGUAAAUGAUAUUGCAUCACAGCUUAUUGGUGAGCAGCUCGGAUUUGGAAAAUUUGAGAUAAAUAUUAAUAUUUACCAUGAUUCCUCCUUCUCCCAUCUUCUUCAAACAAACGAUUACCCAAUGGAGAUUGAUGACAGACUUUACUUUGAAGUAAAACUAGAGUCAAAUGACAAUCUACUCAUAUUAUCUGUAGAAAAUUGUUUUAUUACUCCAUCCUCUGAUAAAAAUGAUUCAAGAAAACAUUUUUUAUUAAAAGAUGGGUGUAAAGAGGAUGAAACAUUGGUUAAACAUUCAUCACCUCCAGGGUCUCAGAGAAUGAGCUAUGAAUCUUUUUCUUUUGUUGGUGUUGAAAGUUCUUUAACAUAUCUCCACUGCGAUGUAUUUGUAUGUGACUCACGUGUUUCAGAUACUCAUUGUUCAAAAGAUAAAUGCAUUCGCGGGCGAAAACGUAGACAUUUAAACAAUAUAAAUAACUUGGAAUCUUUUAAUACUUUCCAAGUUAAAAGUGGUCCAAUAUUUGUUGAUAAUAGACAUUCUGUUUAUAAGGCUGAAUUGAAUGAAUCAAUAAAGGAAAGUAAAGCUCUAAGAUCUUAUUAUAAUAUGCAGAAACAUUCUUCCAAUCUCAUAGUUUUAAUCAGCUUGGUGGUUGCCGUUUGUGUAUUGACACUUCCGUUCGUUAUUUUAAAUCGCCGUUUUAACAAUAAAUAUGACGCUGGUUUAUUACCAUAAAAUGUACUUUUUUGAUAAAAAUUUCUAUUAAAAAAGAGAAACGAUUAAUGAUGAAAAAGAAAAAGAAUAACGGAAUAAUAAAAAUUGAAAAAUAUCUCAUGACAUUACUGACGACGCUUAUCAUAGCAUCAUUAUCAUAAAGGUUUAUCAUUACAUCAUUAUAGAACUAGUUUACGAAUAAUAAGCUGAUUGAACAGUAGAAAUAAUUUAUUGCUACCGAUCAUAAAGUAAAAAAUAUUACAUAAUUUAUAGAUGAAAAUUGUAUAAAAAUUUUAGAUUUGUUACCAAAACGGUUUAUAUGAGUUUGUAAUUUUUCUAAAGUGACAUAAAAUUAUAAAUAGUUGUUCCAAUGGAUUCAAAGAUAACGUUAAAUUAAGAGGAGGAAGAUACUCUAGGAAUAAAAUAGAAGGAAUUGAUACUUUAAGUUAAGUUGCUAAGGGAUGUUGGAUACUUUAAGAAGAAGAAAAGAGUUUGAUAAUUUAGAUCUUUUAUAUAAAAAUAUUUUAUAUUGAUUUUUUGUAUGCGUGUUCUUAUAUGUUGAUAAACUUAUAUACUAAAUUAAAAUGAUAAAAUAAACUAAA